This is a messenger RNA of Blepharisma stoltei, 3196 nucleotides long. Lineage: Eukaryota; Ciliophora; Heterotrichea; Heterotrichida; Blepharismidae. The record is from the annotation of a GenBank genome assembly.
AUGUUAUCUCUCCUUUUAAUUUGUCUUCUAACCCCUCUGUCAUCGAGUAAAAAAAUUUUUUUUCGCAUGUUUUUCCAAAAUUGGAACAAACAAAUCCAAAAAAAUUAUAAGUAAAAUUAAAUUGUUUUGUAAAAUAUUGUUUUGUAAAAUAUUGUUUUGUAAAAUUUUGUUUUUAGAAUAAAAGUUCUUUAAAAUUCAAAAGAUCUAGCGAGAGUUUUUUAUUAUAAGAUAUUCCAAUUAAUUUUAAGAAUUAAAAGUUAUUUAUAAAAAAUUCUUGAUUGCUCACUGAUUUUCUGCCAAAAAUAGAGAUUUUUUCAUGGUUUUGGUCACCGGAGAAGGAAUGAUGCAAGCAUUCUCCAAAGCCACGGAGUUAAUCUUGAAGACUGUGCUGCAAGUUGCAAAGAGCAAUGCAAAUCUCAGGUAGAAAAUUGCUUCAGCGGAUGUCUUUUCAACAUUUGCGGCUUUGAUAUUCAAAAAGGCUCUUUUGGCGAGCUAAAUCAACCCUCCCAACUCCAAGAUGAAGUAGGAUCUUCGAGUUCAGAGCUGUCUGAAGCAGCAGAAGCUGAAAUCACUAAAACUACAGAAGGUGUCAGGACUAUGAUUUUCCUCGAAAACAAUGAACUUGGUCUUAGUGAAAAUGUCAUUUACAAUGAAAAUAUUUUACCUUCUGAGUGGAAAUUCUAUAAGGUUCCAUUUUAUCAAGGGCAUAAAGACAUCGCCCUAUUGAUAAAUACUGAGUCUUCUAACCCUCAGAUAUACAUCAGUCUAAACGCUAAUAACAUCAAGCCAAAUUUAAGUUCAAAUAACUACUCCUUCAGCAAUUUUAUAAAAGGAACUUUAGAAAUCAGCCUCAAAUGGGACUCAGUUGCCUAUCUUAACUGUAACUCUAACCAGAAAGGCCAUUACGAUCCUUCAAAGCAAUGCGCCUAUCAUAUAGGUGUCUAUUCUCCAACAAGCACUAAAUUUGAUAUAAGCUUCACAUCUAUUCCUGUAGUUCCUACACUAGUCAAAAUUGGAAGUCCGAUAACUUCAAAUAUGAACCUUUAUGAUCAUAAAUCUUUCUAUGGGGUUCUUGAUGUAAACAGCCCAUCAGCUGUCAAAGUAAGCAAUCUAUCAGGGAGAACUUCGCUUUAUGUAAGCUUAUUUGACUAUGAUUCUGUUGGAAAAGAGUCUACCAAAUGGCCAAUGCCUUAUUCAUCGCCAAAUAGCUUUAAUAGCAGCAAAGUUUAUGAUGAAAUUAAAUUUGGAAAAGAUUACCUAGCAUCUAUUUGCCCCAGCAGAAAAUGCUUCGUAGAAAUUUGUUUAAUUUGCUGGAGCGACCCAUGUCAAGCUCAGCUUUCUUUGUUAAACCAGAGCUAUAGCUAUAUGAAGAAAGACACUUAUUAUACUGGAAGCAUUUGCCUAAAUUGCUUCCAUUAUUUCCAAGUUCCUUUUUAUUACGGCCAUAAAAACAUAAAAGUUGUACUCACGCCUGUCUCUUCAGAUGUAGAUUUAUAUGUGAGACUUAAUGCAAAUAACGGAGUCCCUGAUACAGUUUUCUAUGACUACAGGCUUCAAAGAGGUGGUCUACUUGCUGAAGAAUUCACUCUUACAUUUGAUUCCGUUGCCCAGCAGAACUGUCCUGUUAGCUUAUCAGCAAGCCAUGAAGGUGUUAACCCAUGUGUAUAUCAUGUGGGUGUUUAUGGGUACUCCCAGGGUACAUAUUCAUUGAUUUAUUAUGAAUAUGAUCUAUUCGAUAACCUAAGAACAGGAUCUGUGCAAGUAAAGUCAAUUGGGUCAAGCAAGCAUGGUAUGUUUUAUUCUCUACUUGAUAGCAACUAUGAUGCAAGCAUUCUUGUAGACGAACUUUUGGCUGGAAAAAUGAUCAUGAGUAUCUAUGAUUAUGGAGCUGUCAAAAAAGAUAUGUCAAAACUGCCUAAUAACUUAGACUCUAAAGCAACGCUUAUUGUGGAGAAAGAUUCUGAUACAGUCGCCUUAAGGAAAGAGUAUUUGAAAAGCUUGUGCCCAAGCAAAACAUGUUUGGCUCAGAUUUGCUUGCAUUGCCCUUAUCAUAAUAAUAAAAUGCGCAGUCGGAGUUAGCCCUCUCCAAGAUCUUUUCUAACUUCCAGUAAUUUAUUAUUGAGGGUUUGGUUUUAACAUUAACAUAUAGCUAGCUAUACAGGGAGCUGCAUAAUGAGGGCAAAGGUAGCAACGCGUAGCAAGCAUAUAAUAAAUGGGGCAUUGCCCUUAUCAAGAGUGCUAUCCAAGACUUCAGCUUCAGCAAGAUAACGAACUCUUAUUAGAAGAAGGAAAAGCGUAUAGAGACCAAGUUGAUGAAAUGACAUUCAAAGACUAUAAAAUUCCUUUUUCAUAUGGACACAAGACUAUUACCAUCGUGCUUAAUGUCUAUAAAGGUGAUGCUGAAAUUUAUAUUUCACUCAAUGACAAUGAUGGAAGACCUUCUCCAGCAUUUUAUGACUAUAAAUCAAAUUUGAAUUCAACCAGAGAAGAAAUUACCUUAACUAAUGAUAAAAUCGCAAUGAACAACUGCCCUCAGCUUGAAGGACUUGCUGCCCAUGAAAAUGGUGAGCCUUGCUAUUACCACAUCGGAAUAUACGGCAAGGUAAAUUCAGUAUUUUCAGUGCAAGUUUAUCCAUCUUCAGCACUACCAAAAGAGCUGGCCAGCAAUUCUCCAAAAUCAAUUAGCGCUGUAAAUACAGUUGAAGACAGGUUUUUCAAUGUUAUGAAUACAGAAAAACCUGCAAGAGUAUCAAUAGAUAGGAUUUCUGGAGAAACACUUGUCUAUGUUUCCAUUUUUGAUUUCGCUGAAAUCGGCCCUAACUCUGCUUCUUGGCCCCUGCCAAACAAAGCCAAAAAGCAAUAUAAAAGCAGGUCAGAAUAUGUUGAAGAAAUUUUCAUAAGGAAUGAUAUCUUACAAGAAGUUUGUCCAAGUGGACUAUGCAUAACACUUUUGUGUAGCUUUUGCAUGAGCGAUGCUUGUGAGUAUCAGCUAGAGGUAAGACAAACAUUGGUUGCUGACCAGCAAGGCUUAUUGGUUAGUGGCAACUUCUCUUCAACGCUGGUGGUUUGUAUCUUUAUCACUGCUCUAUUUGUAUCUGUCUCGAUUUGGUACUACUGCAAUAAGAGGCAAAUUAUGGAGAAGAAAAAUCUUUCAACUUUGACUGAAGCCCUUAUUGUUGAAGAAAAAAAGGUCUAA